This is a messenger RNA of Priapulus caudatus, 613 nucleotides long. Its product is annotated as N-alpha-acetyltransferase 10-like. Bases 46 to 612 code for a protein of 188 amino acids. Gene Ontology annotation, molecular function: protein-N-terminal-glutamate acetyltransferase activity; protein N-terminal-serine acetyltransferase activity. Gene Ontology annotation, biological process: N-terminal peptidyl-glutamic acid acetylation. Lineage: Eukaryota; Metazoa; Priapulida; Priapulimorpha; Priapulimorphida; Priapulidae. Gene Ontology annotation, cellular component: NatA complex. The record is from RefSeq and is a predicted model, not a curated record. The transcript is spliced from 5 exons.
GAUGAAACAGUAAAAUUAUUUGUGAAUAAACAAGUACAUUUCACCAUGAAUAUUCGAUUAGCAACGCCAGAAGAUCUGAUGAAUAUGCAGCAUUGUAACCUGCUAUGUCUGCCCGAGAACUACCAGAUGAAAUAUUACUUCUACCAUGGACUGUCCUGGCCACAGCUUUCCUACGUUGCAGAGGAUGAGAAGGGCAAGAUUGUUGGCUACGUGCUCGCAAAAAUGGAGGAGGAUGCCGAGGAUGACCCGCACGGACACAUCACUUCGCUCGCCGUGAAGCGCUCGCACCGGCGACUCGGACUCGCCCAGAAGCUCAUGGACCAGGCUUCGCGAGCGAUGAUCGAGAGCUUCGGAGCUAAAUACGUCUCGCUGCACGUGCGCAAGAGCAACCGCGCCGCGCUGCACCUCUACGAAAACACGCUCAGGUUCUCGAUCAGCGAGAUCGAACCAAAGUACUACGCAGACGGUGAGGACGCAUACGCCAUGAAGCGCAACCUGGCAGACUUCGCAAAACAAGUGAGCAUGCAUGCGCGAUGCCGCGUGUUCCGCCGUCGGUCGCGGUUACGCGCGUCAGUAAAUUUUAAAUCUCACGACGUGCGCCUCAGCGUGUAAU